AUGGAGCCCGAAGACACCACCUCAGACCCAUCCGGCGAUGAAGCCGUGGUUUCACGAUUGACAGAGUCACACCGACACAGAGCUCAGAAUGCUAUGUUCACUGCACUGCUCGAAGAGCAUGUUGUCAAUGGGCCGAGAAAUGACCCCAAUGGGGCACAUAUCGAACUAUCUGAUGCGGAACUUUCAACUGCUCGUUUGCUCGCAAAUACAGAGCCCGGAGGUGGGGUCCUGGACCCUCGCGAAUACCAAAUCGAGCUCUUUGAAAGAGCACGGGCUAGCAACACAAUUGCGGUUCUCGAUACAGGGUCCGGGAAGACUUUAGUGGCUGUGCUUUUGCUCAAGCACAUUCUCCAAAUCGAACUCAACAAACGUGCAAAUGGCACAAAACCUCGCGUUGCCUUUUUCCUGGUGGACAGUGUAACUUUGGUCUUUCAACAGUCUGCGGUCUUGAGAAACAAUCUCGAUCAAAGAGUCGCUCAUUUUUUCGGCAAUCUAGGACCUGAUCUUUGGGACAAACAGACGUGGAACAAGCACCUUGAAAAGUACAUGGUGAUUGUAUGCACGGCAGAAAUCCUGAACCAGUCUCUACUGAAUGGCCAUAUAAGGAUUGACCAGAUCAAUCUUCUGAUCUUCGAUGAAGCCCACCAUGCCAAAAAGGAGCACCCAUAUGCUCGUAUCAUCCGAGACUCUUAUUUGAAAGCGGAUCCUGAAAAGCGCCCAAGGAUCUUCGGGAUGACUGCUUCCCCGGUUGAUGCCAAGUGUGACAUAGCGGAAGCAGCAAUCCAACUCGAGACUCUUUUAGACAGUCGCAUUGCAACAACAUCGGAUCUUGCCCUCCUGCGAAAUUUCGUGAACAAGCCAAUGGAGGAGGAAUGGGUCUACGACAAGCUUCCUCCGCCGUUUGAGACCAAUCUGCAUGGUACUUUGAAACCCAAGUAUGGGGAUAUGCCAAUCCUUGAAGGCGCAUUUCGAUUUGCAUCGGUUGCAAGCUCAGAAUUGGGGACUUGGUGCGCAGACCAGGUAUGGACUCUGGCCCUGGCAGACGAAGUGUUGCCCAAGCUGGAGGGUAGUAUCGGCAAAGCCACCGAUUCUGAUACCCAUGAUUCUGAAAAGGCCUCAGAGGAGAUCAAGCGGAUCCAAGAAGCCAACCAGCUCGUCAAGGAAUACAUUGCAGACCAGGCAUUUACGCCGAGUGAUCUCAGCUCCAAAGUCGAGCUUUUGAUGAGAAAGCUGCAAGAACAGUUUGCUAAGUCGCCAAAUACCAAAUGCAUUGUGUUCACACAACGGCGCAAUACAGCUAAAGUAUUGUUACAGCUAUGCGAAAAGCUGGAAAUUCCAAAUCUCCGUCCUGAUAUUUUGGUCGGUGUUCGCAAAGGAGAUGUCAUAGGAAUGAAUUCCACAUUUCAUCGGCAGUUUCUUGUUUUGGUUAAGUUCCGAAAAAGUGAAGUCAACUGCUUGUUUGCAACCUCGGUCGCAGAAGAAGGCCUUGACAUCCCAGACUGUAACCUGGUGGUUAGAUUCGAUCUGUAUGACACGGUUAUUCAAUAUGUCCAAAGUCGAGGCCGUGCCAGACGCGCCGACUCAGUGUACGCAACCAUGGUUGAAAGUGGUAAUCGCAACCACAGCAUGAGACUACAGGACGUUCGAAGAGCAGAGCAUCUCAUGAAGAAUUUCUGCAACAUGUUGCCGGAUGAUCGAAAAUUGUACGGAGACGGUCACGAUAUGGGAGUGCUUAUCCACGAGGAAGACCGGAAGAGAACAUACACCAUCACCAGCACAGGUGCCAUGUUGACCUAUCGCCAUGCGAUUGGUGUACUGGCUCGCUUUGCCAGCUCAUUGCAAUAUGAAAAUGAGAUCUCGGCCUCAGUCACAUACAUUGUCAUGUCAGAAAACGAAUCAUUCAGCUGUGAGAUAAUUAUGCCAGAGAAAUCGCCUGUGCGAAGAGUGCUUGGAUGUCCCGAAUCAAGAAAAUCACUCGCUAAGCAGUCCGCUGCUUUUGAUGCAUGUAUGCUGCUUCGCAAAAAGAAUUUGUUGGAUGAGCACUUCAAUUCUGUCUACCACAAGCGCCUGCCAGCGAUGCGCAAUGCCAAAUUGGCCAUUACUUCAAAAAGGACUGACCAGUACAGAAUGCGUAGUAAACCCUCAAUCUGGGCUAGGCAGCAGGGAAUCACUCCAACACGGCUCUACGCGAUAGUUAUUCGCCUCAUUCCAUCAGAGCCUCUGGCUAGAGCUCACGGAAGCAUCGUGUUACUGACACGAGAGCGGAUCACAGCAAUACCGACUUUUCCGGUCUUCUUGGAUGAUGAUAUCGAGACUACGGUCCAGUCUCUGUGCAUCGACGGGUGCCUUGAGAUUGCUUCCGAAGAGCUCGAAAUUGUGAGCACAUUUACACUUGCUGUUUUUCACGACGUGUUUCACAAGACCUACAAGCCUGUCUCGGAACAGUUUCCGUACUGGCUUGCGCCUGCUCGAGAAGAUGUCGACAUUGGAACGUCAACAAAUCUCUUUGACAUAAUUGACUGGGCAGCUUUGCAAUAUGUCCAAGAUAACCCCAAGCUUAUGUGGUCUACUGACAUGGAGCCGGAAUCGUUGCUUACUCGAUUCAUCUACGACGACUGGAAUGGAAAGUAUCGAUACUUCCCGCUUGCUAUAGACCCCAAUCUACGUCCUUCAGACCCACCCCCAUCCUACGCACCAUCUCGAAAAUGGUGCGACGAUAUCAUGAAUUGGUCCUUGAGUUUGAGCAAAAAUUCACGCCCAAAAUUCUUUAACCGAUGUAUCUGGACUCAACCGGUCGUACAGGCAGAGUUGAUCUGCCUUCGGCGGAACUUCCUUGACAAAGCAGCCGAGGAAGAGAAAGCAUCCAACUCGAGAUGCGUCAUUUGCCCCCAACCGUUGGUUAUAUCGGCGAUUUCCAUGCCUGUGGCCGCGACGUGUUUUGUCUUCCCAGCAAUUAUCACUCGAAUGGAGUCCUACCUGAUCGCCCAGGAGGGAUGCAAAAUGUUAGGCCUUGGUGAUAUUAAGCUCGAAUAUGCCCUGGAGGCCUUCACCAAGGAUUCGGACAACACCGAAGAGCAUCGGAGCCUACAGAUUCACGUUCAGCGAGGAAUGGGGAAAAAUUACGAGCGCCUUGAACUAUUAGGUGACUCUGUGCUCAAGAUGGCAACAUCCAUUUCGCUCUUUGUUCAAAAUCCCGACGAUGAUGAAUACGACUAUCACGUCAACAGAAUGUGUCUCAUCUGCAACAAAAACCUGUUCAAAACCGCAACUGAACUGAAGCUAUAUGAGUACAUACGUAGUCGUGGGUUCUCUCGGCAUAUGUGGUAUCCCCCAGGCCUUUCGCUCGAGUAUGGUCGAGACCACGCCAAAUUCUUUGCUAGUGAAGGAAAGCACUCCUUAGCAGAGAAAACAAUAGCAGAUGUCUGUGAGGCCUUGAUAGGAGCAUCGUUGCUCUCGGGAGGUGAUGAUAAUCGUUAUGACCUGGCCAUCAAAGCUGUGACCGUCUUCGUCAACAGUCAGAACCACACGGCAACCUCAUGGAAAGACUACAUCUCCGCAUAUUCCAUUCCUUCGUACCAGAAUAGGGCGGCCGAUGGAUUCGAAAAGAACUUGGCCCAGCAGAUCUUCGAGAAAGUAGGCUACGAGUUCAAGCACCCCCGUCUUCUGCGGUCGGCGUUCACGCAUCCAUCUUAUCCAUUGGCAUGGGCCAAGGUGCCUUGCUACCAGCGGCUUGAGUUCUUGGGUGAUGCACUAUUGGAUAUGGUGUGCGUGGAGCACUUGUUUCAUCGGUUCCUUGACCGAGAUCCGCAGUGGUUGACUGAACACAAGAUGGCUUUGGUAUCCAACAAAUUCCUCGGUGCUUUGGCUGUAAAACUAGGGCUUCAUCUUCAUCUUCAGCAUUUCAGCAAUCCUCUCUUGAUCCAAAACAGCAAAUACGCGGAGGAACUUCAGCUCGCAGAGAGUGAAAGCAAUGGAGAGGUAGACUAUUGGCUUUCGACGUCAGAUCCUCCAAAGUGUCUUCCCGACAUGCUUGAGGCCUAUCUCGGUGCCAUAUUUGUUGAUUCUGGCUUCGACUUCGCAGUGAUUGAGGCCUUCUUCAAGAGGCAUAUCCUGCCGUUCUUCCACGACAUGUCAAUUUACGACACAUUUGCAAACCGGCAUCCAACGACAUUCCUUCAUAGCCAAAUGACUCACAGCUACCAAUGUGUUGAUUACUGCUUGAAAUCUGCAGAGGUUCCUGCCGUGGAGGGAGAAACUCCCAGGGUCUUUGCUGCGGUUAUGGUGCACGGCCAAUCCAUUGCCAGCGCAGUUGCAUCUUCUAGUCGGUAUGCUAAAGUGAGGGCUAGUACCCAGGCAUUGACUGUUAUUGAUGGAAUGUCACUUUCUGAGUUUCGGGAGAAAUAUCAUUGUACUUGUCAAGGUGGACAGGUCAUCGUGGACCGCGCAAAUAUCGGAACCGCAGUUUGA
Penicillium samsonianum is the source of this 4467-nucleotide messenger RNA. RefSeq lists its product as uncharacterized. Gene Ontology annotation, cellular component: cytoplasm; nucleus; RISC complex. The transcript has 14 exons. Gene Ontology annotation, molecular function: ribonuclease III activity; DNA binding; ATP binding. Bases 1 to 4467 code for a protein of 1488 amino acids. Lineage: Eukaryota; Fungi; Ascomycota; Eurotiomycetes; Eurotiales; Aspergillaceae. The record is from RefSeq and is a predicted model, not a curated record. Gene Ontology annotation, biological process: siRNA processing.